Molecule: messenger RNA, 6773 nt
Organism: Cimex lectularius (bed bug)
Lineage: Eukaryota; Metazoa; Arthropoda; Insecta; Hemiptera; Cimicidae
Gene: Khc-73
Product: kinesin-like protein KIF13B
Exons: 33
Coding region: 404-6091 (1895 amino acids)
Biological process (GO): microtubule-based movement; cytoskeleton-dependent intracellular transport
Cellular component (GO): kinesin complex; microtubule
Molecular function (GO): microtubule binding; ATP hydrolysis activity; microtubule motor activity
Source: RefSeq, a predicted model, not a curated record
CUUGUAUACACUCUAAUUUCCCUUGGUUUUUAAUCAACUUAGAAGAGGACAGAAAUAUUCUCUCAUCAUCCAUAUCACUAAAGAAACACGGCUGUACAUUAAAAACAAUCCAUUUUGACACAUUGUAAAGUUUAUCAAUUCAAAAGGAUCAACAGAGAUUAUGGCUUUUUGAAAAGAGAUGGCAGUGGAAAAGAGAAUUCUAGAAUCGAAUUAGAUCGAUAGAGCAGACGGGAAAAGUAAAAUGGCGGAAUGUGUUGUGCACCGUUCGUCUCGUCGUUAGAAACCGAGACGGUCGACGCGUCGUGAAUCCGACGAAAAUGUGAAAAAAGGGUCCGAAAAUCAUCACCGACCGACCAGUCAUCAGUGGUUCAACGCACAACCGACACAGACGCGUUUUUUUAUUAUGGCGAGUGAUAAAAUCAAAGUGGCAGUUCGUGUCCGGCCUUUCAACAGACGAGAGCUAGAGUUGGGGACACAAUGCGUGGUCGAGAUGGAUGGUGGGCAAACCAUCCUCCACCAACCGACAACAAUAGAAAAACUCGAAAGGAAACCCCCCAAGACAUUUGCAUUUGACCACUGCUUUAAUUCUGCUGACCCUCUCGGAACGGACUAUGCCGCACAGGAGACUGUUUUUGACUGUCUUGGAACAGACAUCCUCGAUAACGCAUUCCAAGGCUACAAUGCUUGUAUAUUUGCUUAUGGACAAACAGGGUCAGGGAAGUCAUACACGAUGAUGGGCAAUCACGAGAGCAAAGGAAUUAUUCCUAGGCUCUGUGAUUCCCUAUUCGAUCGGAUAGCAAAGUGCCAAAGUUCAGAACAAUCGUAUAAAGUGGAAGUCAGCUAUAUGGAAAUCUAUAACGAAAAGGUUCAUGAUUUGCUUGACCCUAAACCAAAUAAGCAGUCGUUAAAAGUGAGAGAGCAUGGAGUUCUCGGCCCUUACGUCGACGGCCUUUCACAAUUAGCAGUUACUUCAUUUAAGGACAUUGACAAUUUAAUGGCCGAGGGCAACAAAUCGCGGACUGUAGCUGCAACUAACAUGAAUUCGGAAUCCUCUAGAUCUCAUGCUGUAUUUUCCGUGGUGCUAACGCAAACUUUAGUCGAUACUGGUUCAGGUGUGAGUGGUGAGCGAGUGAGCAGGAUGUCGUUGGUAGAUCUUGCUGGGAGUGAAAGAGCAGCAAAGACUGGAGCAGUAGGGGACAGGCUCAAAGAAGGAUCAAAUAUUAACAAGUCCCUGACAACUUUAGGUCUCGUGAUAUCGAAAUUAGCCGACCAGUCGUCGAACACCAAGAAUAAGGACAAAUUUGUACCUUAUAGAGAUUCAGUUCUAACUUGGUUACUUAAGGAUAACCUAGGCGGGAACAGUAAAACUGUAAUGGUAGCGACCGUCUCGCCCGCUGCGGACAACUACGAAGAAACGCUGAGCACGCUGAGAUACGCUGACAGAGCCAAGAGGAUUGUGAAUCAUGCUGUUGUCAAUGAAGACCCGAAUGCGAGAAUUAUAAGGGAAUUACGCCAGGAAGUUGAAGCCCUCAAAGAAAUGUUGAAACAUGCAACUGCCUCUAAUGCACCUGGAUCCCCUAUAAUACCUCUGGAUAUCCAUGAAAAAUUAACCGAGAGUGAAAAGUUAAUGAAAGAAAUGUCAACAACGUGGGAGGAAAAGCUAAUUAAAACCGAGCAAGUACAGCAAGAGAGGCAAGAAGCAUUAGAAAAUAUGGGAAUAAGCGUACAAGCUUCAGGCAUCAAAGUGGAAAAGAAUAAAUUUUAUUUAGUCAACCUGAACGCGGAUCCGUCUUUGAACGAGCUUCUUGUGUAUUAUUUAAAAGAGAAGACGUUGGUCGGUGCCCGAGGGGCGUCCAUAAACCAAGACAUCCAGCUUUCUGGAUUGGGUAUACAAGCCGAGCAUUGUAUUAUAACGAUCGAAGAUGACCAGAAGCUUUAUAUGAUGCCACUCGCCAAUGCCAGGAGUUUCGUAAACGGAGCGCCGAUCGUCGAAAAGACACAACUGCACAACGGCGACAGAAUUCUAUGGGGAAAUCAUCAUUUUUUCAGGGUCAAUUGUCCAAAAUCUUCAGUCUCGACUUGUUCCGAGCCUCAGACACCUGCACAAACGAUUGAUUACAAUUUUGCCCGAGAGGAACUUAUGUUAAAUGAACUUAGCAAUGAUCCACUUCAAGCUGCCAUAGCUAAAAUUGAAAGACAACAUGAAGAAGACAAACAAGUUGCUUUGGAAAAACAGAGGAAAGAAUAUGAAAGGCAGUUCCAACAACUGAGAACCAUUCUUUCACCGUCUACUCCGUUUUCACCUUAUGUGACUUUUGACGCGUUUCGCACGGGAAAAAUCACUCCUUGCACUCCGACGACACAAAUGAGGGUUGAAAAAUGGGCAAAAGAAAGAGAUGAUUUGUUCCGGAGAAGCCUUGUCAAGUUGAAAGCUGAUAUCGUAAGGGCAAAUGUGUUAGUACAAGAAGCCAAUUUUCUUGCCGAAGAAAUGAAUAAACAGACAAAAUUUAGUGUGACGCUGCAAAUCCCCCCAGCUAAUCUCAGUCCAAACAGAAAGAAAGGAAAAUUUGUCAGUGAACCAGCAAUAUUAGUCAAGCGCCAGGGUGUCGGGAGUCAAGUAUGGUCAUUGGAAAAAUUAGAAAAUAAGCUUGUCGAUAUGAGGGAAAUGUAUGACGAACGGAAGGAAGGGCCUACCCCGUUAACUCCCGAUGAAAACCCUGCUAAAGUUUUCGAUCCGUUUUACGAGACACAGGAAAAUCACAAUUUGAUCGGCGUUGCGAAUGUGUUUCUUGAAGUGCUUUGUCACGAUGUUACCUUGGACUAUCACACUCCAAUAAUUAGCCAACAAGGUGAAGUAGCCGGAAGGCUUCAGGUUGAAAUUUCAAGAAUUAGCGGUUUCUUACCGCAAGACCGAAUGUGUGAGACAGCAUCUGAAAGUUCGAGUGAUAGUAGAGAAGAAAAUGACAUCAAUUCUGGACAGACUGUUACGAUAAAAGUGACGAUAAAACAAGCAUCAGGUUUGCCUCCAUCAUUGUCAAAUUUUGUAUUUUGUCAAUAUUCUUUCUGGACGCACAACGAGAGUAUAGCCGUACCUCCUAAGAUGAACCCAGAGCACAACAUACUCAACAAAUCCUCUGGCGGAAGCGAUUCAAUGACGUUUAUUUUUGAUCACACAAAAGAAUUUACGUUUGCUGUGACAGAAGAAUUUAUUGAACACUGUGCAGAGGGAGCUCUCAGUAUAGAAGUCUGGGGUCAUAGAAGUGCAGGGUUUACUAAAACGAAACCCGGUUGGGAAGUGGAACAACACCAGCUUGCCAAAGCUCGUUCUCUUGCAGACAGAUGGAGUGAAUUGACGAGAAAAAUUGAACUCUGGGUGGAAAUUCAAGAGUUAAACGAAGCGGGUGAAUACUCCGGUGUUGAAGUAUCUUUAAGACCGGAUAUUGUGACCGGUGGCGUUUACCAAUUGAGACAAGGUCAGCAGAGGAGGGUUAAAGUUAAAGUCCGCCCCGUCCACCAGUCAGGAACACUCCCGAUAAUAUGCGAAGAGAUCACAAACAUAGCUGUUGGAAGCGUUUGCGCAAGGUCGAGACUACAAAAGCCCCUUGACUCGUACCAAGAAGAAGAUUUGUCCUUACUCCGGGAAAAAUGGGGUGAAGCCUUGAUGAGGCGGAGAAAUUACUUAGAUCAACAAAUCAAGAGGAUUAUAAACAAACAAGGCAAAAGUGAAACUGACUUUGAAAGAGAGCAAAGUUUAGUGGAGCAAUGGGUUAGCCUGACUGAAGAAAGAAACGCCGUUAUGGUACCAGCUGCCGGUUCAGGUAUUCCAGGCGCACCUGCAGACUGGAAUCCACCAAUCGGAAUGGAACCCCACAUCCCAGUUUUGUUCCUCGACCUCAACGCCGAUGACCUGUCUGUAAAUAAAUGGGGAGGGGACGGAGUCGAAAGUAUACCUGCUGCUGGAAUAAACUCAAUUUUACCGAAAGAACUCGGUAACAUGUUUUACAAUCUGCCGAUUAUAAAACAUUGCGACAAGGACGUAUGCGCCGUCGGUGCGUGGGACAGUUCCGUGCACGAUUCCCGUAAUCUCAACAGAGUUACAGAAAGUAAUGAAAGGGUUUAUCUCAUAUUAAAGACAACAGUUAGAUUAUCUCAUCCAGCUCCAAUGGAUUUAGUCUUGAGGAAAAGAUUAUGUAUAAAUAUUUACAAACGCCAAAGUAUAACCGACAGAAUAAGGCGACGUAUAGUUCGCACAGAUUGGCUUUCAAAAACUGGAGUGACUUACGAAGUAGUUUCAAACAUUCCUAAGGCUAGUGAAGAAUUAGAAGAAAGGGAAUCACUUGCACAAAUUGCUGCAUCUGGUGAAGACUCUACAUUAAGUGACGGUGAAUCGUACAUAGAAACAUACACAAGAGGUGUGAGCGCUGUUGAAGGUAUUCUUACUUUAGAGAGACUAAGGCAAAAAGUAGCUGUUAAAGAAAUACUCCAGCACAAGGGACACACCGUCGCGAUGCGUAAAACCGCGAGCGUUCCUAACAUUUCUCAAAUCUUGUCGUUCGAUUCAAGCUACGAGAUUAGCAGCCUGGCUGGUGUGAGUAGGUCAGAAAGCGUGUCGGAUUUGAACAAAGAGGUUCGAGACCAAUCCAGGCCUAGGAAAUCACUUCCUGAUCCCGAAUCGCUGCAAACGCCGACUAAACAAUUUGGGAUCGGCUCCAUUCUGUCAGCCAGACCAACAUUCCUCAAUCUCAAUAUCAACCUCAACACUCUGCGACUUCAACCUGGGUCUAAACCCUCGCCGAACACGAAGAUUGGGUUGAGAAUGACAACAUUGCACGAAGAGCAGACUAACGCUUUCCCACAAAAUGAAGAAGAAAACUUGAUAGAAGAGGAAGAGGAACCCGAAGAGGAAGAAGUGUCCACCAACAAAGAGAACAUACCUUCUGUCAGUAAUACAAAUAGGAAUAUGCAAUUCUCUGAGCUUGAGACCUACCAGGUUGAAACGGAUAGAAUAAAAAAUCAGACUAAAACCAUGCCAAAUUCAAGAACUUUAGAUUCUUUGGCCGAAUUGCAGUCGCAGAAAGGAGGAACACCGAGCACAAGUUCUAGUGGCUAUGGUUCUCAAGCAGUUUCAUCGAGCAAUUUGACAAACGACGAUUGCCUAUCUCUCAAGAGUAUUAGCGUGGAUGAAACGCCCGAUUUGGAAGUGCGUGGUUCGAUCAGCGAUAUGAAUAAAUGUCUUGAAAUCGUUCACAACAACAAUCUCGAACAGUUGAACAAAAUGAAAGAAACUCAUAAAAUAGAAGCUGUUGAUAAAGACGCAUCGAGAAGUUUACCAGACUGCGCACAUGCACCGCAGCAAAAAGAAGGCGCCAAGGAAAAUAAGAACCUAUGCACCAAAGUAGAAAACGAAGUUUUAAAAUCUAUCUCACAGUCAAGCAGCAGCAAAUCAAGUUCAGAUGAUGUUUCAAACAAUUCUGGCGAAAAUGAAAUGACGCUAUCUACAGGACUUCCACCUGGAAAAAUUGUUAGGCGGAAAAAAUCAGCAUCUAGAAGUAGCCAGAAUAGGGCUUCUUUUCCACAAACUAGAUCUUAUAUUGCUGAAAGCAAAGCAGCUUUACGUCUUGAACAAAAACUUUCUGAGCUUGCAAUAAAUAACGGUGAUUCCCAAUCAUCUGAUAAUCAUACAGAAGAUGAGACUGAUCAUGUUGUAAAAGAAACGCCUGUGCCAGAAUGGGUCUGUCUCGGUGAAAGUGUACAAAUACGACCUUACAAUUCGACCGGGGUGAUUGCUUACAUCGGCCCGACUGAGUUUGCCUCUGGUACAUGGGUCGGCGUAGAUUUAGACGCUCCCACUGGCAAAAACGAUGGAACGGUUCAGGGAGUUAAGUAUUUCGAAGCUCGGCAUAAACAUGGUAUUUUUGUACGAGCGGAUAAAUUGAUCCAAGAUAGGAGAGGUCGGGCCAUGAGGGGACAUGAGCCUAGUAUGCGACGGAGUUCUAGCAGAGGUGAAGGCCUCUCAAGUCUUCACAGGUCGAGGAGUCGUGGUGAAGGCAUCAGUUUAAUGGGGAAGAGCUUUGGUCGUCUGACCAAGUAAAUCGGAUGUCAUCACUUAUAUUAAAAAAAAAAAAAUGUGUUUGCUUAUCCAGCUUACCCUUCCAAGGCUGUGCUCUACCCACUCAUCACCAAUCAUAGUAUUUUCUAUUUCGACUCUCGACCAUUCUGAUCCUUCAGAUUUUAAAUUAUACAAGACCCCCGACCCUUUUAAAAAAAGAAACAGUCCCUAGGAACAUGAUUUUGUUAUAAAAUAUUUUCAAAUCCUUACUUGAAUAUUUAAGUAGAGGAGUUUGUUUUUAAAUCGCUGCUUCUGUCAAUUUAUUUCGGUUGUCAGGUGACGGUGAAAAUUAUAAUUCCUGAUAAAUGUAUUUUUGCACAAUCUUUUUCCAACAUAGAAACAUAUUUUGUCCUUUGGCAAUUGUUAGUCGAGAAAGAAAUUUUAAAAAAUAUUCAAAAGAACUAUAUGUCAAAACUUUUCAGAAAUCAACUCUAGUUAAUUGUAGGAGAAACUUUUUAUUAUCUAGUAAAUAGGUGGCAAUAGAUAUAAAGGACUAUUAAUAAACUGCAUACUUUUUUCUAACUAUUCUAAACAUUUAAACCGACAAAAGUGCUUAUUUCUACAAGUUUUGUUACCAGUAAAUUUACUAUAAUAAAAUACAUCAGGGAAAUAAUUAAGAUAAUUUUUUUAAAUGUUUAGAAUAGUAAAAUUUAUAAUAUAAACC